This is a messenger RNA of Tauraco erythrolophus (red-crested turaco), 796 nucleotides long. The record is from RefSeq and is a predicted model, not a curated record. Lineage: Eukaryota; Metazoa; Chordata; Aves; Musophagiformes; Musophagidae.
AAAUGUGGUUUUUCAGAACUGUAUUCAUGGCAGAGGCAAAGGAAGACGAAGCAGGAGUUUUGUCUUCAUGAUGGACCGCCUUAUGCCAAUGGAGACCCUCAUGUUGGCCAUGCACUAAAUAAAAUUUUGAAAGACAUCACUAACCGGUUCUAUGUGAUGAGAGGUUAUAAAGUGCAUUAUGUGCCUGGAUGGGAUUGCCAUGGGUUGCCAAUUGAGUUGAAGGCGUUGUCAGAAGUCAAAGGAGCUGAGAAUCUUUCACCAAUGGAAAUUAGACAGAGGGCCAGAGAAUUUGCAGAGAGAGCAAUUGAGAAGCAAAAAUCCGCCUUCAUUCGUUGGGGUGUAAUGGCAGACUGGGCUAACUGCUACCGUACAUUCGAUCCAAAGUAUGAAGCAAACCAGCUGAGAGUCUUCUACAAAAUGUAUGAUAAGGGUUUCAUUCAUCAGGACUAUAAACCUGUGUUCUGGUCUCCUUCAGCCAAAACAGCCUUGGCUGAAGCAGAGCUUGAGUACAAUGACCACCAUGUCAGUCGUUCUGUAUAUAUGAAAUUUCCUCUGUUAAAGUCACCACCUAAGCUGACUUCUGUGAUAGAUGGAUCAUCCCCUGCUAGUGUGCUAGUCUGGACCACGCAACCUUGGACUGUGCCAGCCAAUCAAGCAGUUUGCUACAUGCCAGAUUCAGCAUAUUCGAUUGUGAAAUGUACGACUACUGGUGAACACUUCAUUCUAGCUGCAGACAGAGUUGAAUCUACAGCUGCUGUUUUGGACACGCAGUUUGAGGUUAUGUCAACAUAUAAAG